Molecule: messenger RNA, 1447 nt
Organism: Ictalurus furcatus (blue catfish)
Lineage: Eukaryota; Metazoa; Chordata; Actinopteri; Siluriformes; Ictaluridae
Gene: c13h10orf90
Product: chromosome 13 C10orf90 homolog
Exons: 5
Coding region: 125-1447 (440 amino acids)
Source: RefSeq, a predicted model, not a curated record
UUUCUCAGAGUUAAUGUCGAAGGAGGUUUUUCAGGCUCACAGCCCAAAUACUUUUUUCCUCCCAGGCGGUUACCGGGGCAUCUGAACAGAAUCGUCUUGUGUAUUUUGUGUAAAGGAAUCCCUCAUGGAUGUAAAAUCUGAAAGCUGGAGACGACAACCUAUGCCUCAGAAUCGAGCUGGACAGGACGACACGUCUCACAUAGCAUGGAGGAGAUCUGGAGAUGAAAGUUUCUGGGAUAGGUCUCCUCGUGCAGCUCGUCCACACAGCUGUAUUGAAGGCAGGCUGAAGGACGAGUGGCUCCAAACACUUAACAAUCAACAGACUUGUCCCAUUCAACAGCAGCUGUCUCCUUACUAUCAGAAGACCGACACACCUCGGAGUGUAAGCCCCAGUCUGGUGGCAAGCUCUCGGAGCAGUCUGGAGUCUCUAUAUUCUGGACUGGAGCGCAAAGAAAGGGUUCAAAUUAAGACAGGACAGAGCACUCAGACAGCCAAGGUGUGCUGCCUUCCUCCAGUUCGGAUUGGAUGGCUGCCCUUACAGAGACACGUGGUGAAGAAGGAGACGCCAAUUAAUGCAUCUCAACACGAUGGCACCACCUGCAAGGUGAAGCUGAAGCCACCUAUUACCCCUGUAUUAAGCUGCAGUUAUGGCAAAGCAAAUGGAUCAGAGCCAGGAGCUGGGACUGCCGGACAUGGGGUCAGGGGGAUGUCUGGAGCCAUCUUUCUGCAGGCUGAUGGUAAAAGAAAGGCCACUCUAGCAGAAAGAGAUCAGGACACAGCACUUGAUCGGGCCACCAGCAUGCAGAACAAAUCUCAUGACAGAUUUCUGUGGCAAACCCCAGUGCACCGGAGAGGGAGUGUUCCUCAGGAAUCUCUCCUCAUAGCACCGCCUGUAGGUGGCAGAAUGUCUCCCAAACACAGGAGCUCUAUAUCCUCCAUCACAAUCACCUCCAGGAAGGUCAUCCGUUCCUCAAGCCUGCCUGAUACCAGCAUAUCUGGCCAGGAUAGAAACAGGGAACCCAGCCCUAUGGCCCUAAACAACCACAUUACUGACCAAGAUUACACAAACACUCUAUGCCCGCCAGAGGUCAAUCCACGGAGGAAAACCCUUGUUGUCAAAAUUACUGAGCAAAGAGUAGAGACCAGUAGAAUUCUGCAGCCAGGUGCUAAAAAUGACCCAGUCUGUAGUUUCCCUUCAAGUAGGACUACUGGAGAAAACUAUUUAUCACACUUCUCUAAUAGAAGGAGCUCUGAUCUUGCAGCUUCUAAUCUAUCCAGCGUGAAGAACCACCCCUUACUGGCUUCCUUAAGUGUGACUGGUAGAAAUAACCAUAUCCCAGAAAUCCACCCAAGAGACUCAGAUGCCAGUGGUGCUUCGGAGGAAACCCACCAUUAUCAAGGUGCAGGAGCAAAGAGAUACAUUCAGCAGAAAGGUCGAGGACCAUAG